Molecule: messenger RNA, 1692 nt
Organism: Trichoderma citrinoviride
Lineage: Eukaryota; Fungi; Ascomycota; Sordariomycetes; Hypocreales; Hypocreaceae
Product: HET-domain-containing protein
Exons: 1
Coding region: 1-1692 (563 amino acids)
Source: RefSeq, a predicted model, not a curated record
AUGACCUCCAAAGUCUCCUGGCACGACAAAAUCCUCCCCCCAGUCAACUCCUCCAACUCAGAAAUCCGUAUCCUCCAAAUCGCUCCCGGACCACCCUCCUCGCCCCUACAAUGCAACUUCCGCGUAACCUCCCUCGACAACCAAGACACCCCCUACGAAGCCCUCUCCUACGCCUGGGGAAACGACGCCCCCGACUCCCAUGAGAGCAUCUUCUUUGGAGACACCCAAGUUGGCGUAACUCCCUCCCUGGCCAACGCCCUCCAAAGACUACGUCUCCCCAAUGAGACGAGAAACAUCUGGGCCGACGCCCUAUGCAUAAACCAGGCAGAUGACGUCGAAAAAUCCCUGCAAGUCUCCAUGAUGGGCCGCAUCUACCGCCAGUGCACCCAAGGCGCCUUCUGGCUCGGCUCCCUCGAAAGCACCUCUCCCGCCGACGCCCAAGCAGCCCUCGACGUCCUCUCUUGGAUCGCGGGUGAACAAGACCCUCCCACCUGGCUCGCCGACGAAGGCAAAAGACUCGCCGCCAGCGCAGCCCUAAAGACCCUCGUCAACGUAUCCUGGUGGAGCCGCAUCUGGACCGUCCAGGAAGCCAUCCUGCCCCCCACGGCAACCGUAUACUGGGGCCCCUGCGCUAUCCCCUGGACGAUCCUCGACAAGGCCUCCGAGAGCUUCUUCAACGGCUCCGCGCCGGCCAUCCACGACGAGUUCUGGGACAACGGCUGCCUCCUCGACCUCCAGGCCGCCCUCCGCGGCCUCGGCGCUUCCCGCGGCGAGGAGCUCCUCCAGAUGCUCUGGCGCUGGCGCUACCGCCGGGCCACGGACCCCCGCGACAAGGUCUACGGCCUGCUGGGCUUCCGCAGCGACAUCGCCUUGCCCUCGGUCCGGAGGUGCGACUACACCGUCGACGUGCGCACGCUGUACCAGAACGUCACCGUCGACCUCAUCAACAUGAGCACGGAUCUGCAGCCCCUGAUUGGCCGCGGCGGCGAGGGCUCCGACAUCCCCGGCCUCGCGUCGUGGGCCAUCGACUGGAGCGGCGUCGAGGACCCGUCCCGACGCAGCAGAGCCAACUUUUGGGACCACCGUCACUGGUGGCACUUUGGCGGCUUCACAGCGGACCGCGGCAUGUUUGGCGUUGGCGAGGGCCUCAGAGUCGAGGACAACGGCGACGCCCUUCGCAUUUGCGGUCUCAAGCUUGGCCGCGUCGCCCUCGUAGAUGAAGCAGCAGCCGACGAUGUGCCAGAAAAGGGCCCAGUGGCAUCACUUUUCCGCGCAUAUGGCAACCGAUGGGGAAGGCUCCUGUCGAAAUAUCACACUAUUUCCCCAGACGGCCUCUCCGACGGCGGAAUGACAGCCUUCCUAGGCCUCAUCACGGGAAGCUUGGCAGCAGACGAAUCGGACGACGAGGACGACCUCAAAUCAUGGGUGACGCAAAUGGUUCGACCACAGGCCAUCUUCAUCACUGACAACGGACAGAUUGGCCUUGGACCGCCAAACGUCAGACCAGCACAGGAGCUGUGGAUUAUUGGCGGAUGCAGAGUGCCAGUCAUCUUGAAUCCUCUGCCAAAGGCUUCUAAUCAAGUGUCCGAUCCGAGCUUGACGUUUCACAGCGAAUGCUUCGUCUAUGGUGUUAUGCAAGGAGAGGCUGUAGAAGGUAGAGAAGAUCAAGUGAUUGACAUUCUGCUUCGUUGA